Messenger RNA from Carya illinoinensis, 2812 nucleotides. RefSeq names its product WAT1-related protein At5g40240-like. Gene Ontology annotation, molecular function: transmembrane transporter activity. NCBI's taxonomy places the organism in Eukaryota, Viridiplantae, Streptophyta, Magnoliopsida, Fagales, Juglandaceae. Bases 1684 to 2472 code for a protein of 262 amino acids. The transcript is spliced from 8 exons. Gene Ontology annotation, cellular component: plasma membrane. The record is from RefSeq and is a predicted model, not a curated record.
UGUGAACGUUUAGCCAGAGACGAUACCGAAGGCAUCGGCGUCAUCGUAGUCGUCCGAGAAACCAACGGCGAUGGACAUCGUCGGGAAUUGGAAGUCGAAGAAGGCGUAGAAGUAGAAGAAGAGGAAGAGGACAUGUAGCGAGAGAAUUUGCAAGCUGUUGGUUCCUCGUCUUCGAUUGUCUUCAACGGCGCGACGCGAAUGACUUUGCUUGAGAUCAAAAACUUGGUCCAGAAAAGGCAUUUCUGUUGUAAUGGCGGAACCCUCACUCUCAAGCAUCGCUCCCUAAUCGAGCGCGGUAGACAACGUGACAACGCGCCGGCCAAGGUCAGAAAGACUGCCGAGAAGUUGCUUCUUGAUCCGGUCCACUGUUACUUUUGAAGAUUUUAUCUGGGAAGUUGUGCCCUUUCUGAGCAUUUGUAGUAAUCCACUAUAUUAAAUUUUGGAUGUGGGUGACUUCGCGUUUUGCAAUUAAAACUCCAUUACAUUAUACCAUUGUAACCAACACAUGAAAAAUUGCCAUUUUGCUCUUUGUCGGGCUGGUCGAGAACUGGGGAAACGCCAUUGGACUUAAUUCGGGUUCGAAUUUUAUUGUUUUUUUCAAAGAAAAGGAUGAAAUUUUGCAUGAAUAUCGGUUCUGGAAGCCGAGAUGAUGAAACAGAGGAUCAUCCUCCUAGUUAGUUUCGAAUGAAAUACGAUUUAGUGGUGUAUCUGAUAUGACAUAUUGGCUAUCGGCUUGAGUUAAUGUAAUUGUGCUUCUGAUUCUUGUGAACAGCUUGAGGCAAUGAAACUGAAAGAAGCGGCAAGGAAGUCGAGAACCAGAAGAAAACGCAGAAGAAUAAUCUAUGGGUGAAAAGAUUUUUUCAGAAGAAGCUGACAUGGUGGGGAAUGAAUUACAAAGGGAUGACGUGGUUUCCAAGAGUUGCAACAAAGAUAACAAUUCUGCUACUUCUACUCCUACUCCUUCUGAGGAGGAUGGCAGGGAAGAGGAAGAGAUGAUACUGAUUUUAAUGAUGCUGCAUAGAUAUAAUCAAUAACUGAGAGAGAUCGAUCAGGAAGAGUCAGAGAGAUGGCAGGGAGCAGCUAUUUUUACAAGGAUGUUCUGCCUUUUUUUAGCCAUGGUUGCUUGUGAGAGCAUCAACGUUGUCUUAAAUGUUCUGUUUAAAGCAGCCACUUUGAAAGGUUUGAGUUAUCACGUCUUCAUGGCUUACUCCUACGCCGUAUCUACCCUUGUUCUCCUUCCCUUGGCCGUCUUCUCUGGCCGAAAUGCUGGGCUUCCUGCGUUGGAGUUGUCUCUCCUCUAUAGAAUUUUCCUCCUCGGAUUGUUUGGGGCAGGUAUGGAGCUCAGAUAUGUGGAUAUAAAGGCAUAGAAUACAGUUCGCCGACUCUUGCUUCAGCUAUCAGCAACCUCACACCAGCUUUUACUUUCAUACUUGCUGUGAUUUUUAGGUUCCUUUAUUCGUUCUUACUAAUCCUUGGAGUUCUAUUUUCCUUGUAGUUUAUAUAAUAUUUGUCUUAAGUGUGGGCAUGGAGUUAGUGGAGAGUAGUCACCGGCCAUUUCAACGAUCAUAAUGCGAAAGUCAUUAGGAGGGCAUAUUGUGUGAUUGGUUGAUUAUAAAGGUGCAUCUCAUAGAAUGAUUUUUAAUUAGGCAUUAUGAUGGCUCUGCAUGAUUUGUUUUGGGGGCGAUGUGGGGCUCUAAGAAUUACGAAAUGGACUUUGUAAUGAAAUUUAAUGUAACCAAUCAUACUUCCCAUUCUCCUACUUUGUGUAUUGCUGAGUCAUUUAAUUUCUUUUAUCAUCUGAACUUUCUAUUUCCUCUCCUCUUAACCUUAUGGUGCUUAAAAAGGAUGGAACAGUUAGCUUUGAGAAGGUCAAGUACUCUGGCAAAAGUCGUGGGCACUGUAGUAUCAAUAUCAGGUGCACUGGUAGUGGUUCUCUAUGAGGGCCCUACCCUCAUAUCGAUCUCAUCUCAGCUACCAUCCCUUUCACUUCCUUUUAUCCUGGGCUCCUCACAAACGAAUUGGGUCGUAGGUGGCCUUUUACUUGCUGUUGAGUGCCUUAUGUUCUCAAUCUGGUACAUUGUUCAGACUCAAGUUAUGAAAAUGUAUCCAUCGGAGAUAAUUGUGUCCUUCUUAUACAACUUGUGUGGGACAAUUAUAUCUGCACCAACAUCUUUAAUGGCAGAAACAAACAUGAAUGCUUGGAGACUAAAACCUGAUAUAGCACUGGUUGCCAUUGUAUACUCGGGGAUUUCUUCGUCCUUCAUGGCUGUUGAUCACUCAUGGGGACUUCGCCUGAAGGGGCCGGUGUAUAUAUCAAUCUUCAAGCCUUUGUCAAUUGCCAUUGCAGCUGCAAUGGGUGUAAUAUUCCUUGGAGAUGCUCUCUAUCUCCGGGAGUGUUAUUGGAGCAAUAAUAAUAUCAAUUGGGUUUUAUGCUGUCAUAUGGGGAAAAGCAAAAGAAGAAGAAAUGAGUGAGGAUUUUGGCUUUGGUAGCUUGGUACCCUCUUGGAAUGGAAACUGGAAAGACCCCUUUGUUGCAAAGAUACAAGGUUGAAGGCCUCUAGUCUAAUACCUCAGGGUGUUUCAUGUUCAGAGCAAACCAAGGCCAACGCCCUAAAGGCCUCAUUAUUGUUAGAUGGCUUGGGCCCUAUGGUCAAGUCUUGCUUCCAAUUGAUCAGUCUUUCGUUUAUUUUUUAAUCCAUAGUUAGUGGCCAACCAAGACAAAAGAUGGCCUGAAUUUCUGUGUCAUUAUCUCUUGCGGUACAAUGGUUUAUGAUCGGCCUAAAGUAAAUAGAGAAAUUUUGUUCUUCUGUCA